UUGAGUUCAUGAGCUCAGGAGCUUUCCUUGUGAGAUGCAGGGAAUGCAGCCUGACCUCCCCAUAUUGGCCCCUGCCUUGGCAGCCCACCAACAAACACUUGAUGGCUCUGCUCUGGAGCUACAUGCUGGAUGAAAACCAGCCAAGCCAGGGACUUGCUGGAAGAGGAAGGUGUGCAACUUCCCAGUGGCCCCAUUGGUCUUGGCUAUUGCCAUAGGGACCCAGGAGAACUGAGAUUGAAGAGGUACAGCCUGGAAAGAAAGGGUUAUACAUAUGAAGAUGUCAGCAAGCCCCAGGAUGACCACCUGUAUUAUAAGAAGUGCCAGGACUCCAUCAACAGCUGUGCUGCUCGUGAGUCCCCUGAGUUUAUAAAGGAUACUAUGGCAGACACAGGGGCAUCCCAAACGCCCAGACCUGAGGCUACCCAUGGAAGUCCGGAAACCAUCAGCCUGGGCUUGGAGUGUGAAAUGAGGCAACGAGCUGCCACUGGGUCUGCACUUUGACUCCUAUGCGAAGGCCAAGAGUGAAUACUCCUGAAUGAUCACCAAAGGAAGAAACAGCCAUGAAUAGGUGGAUGGAAAGGACAAAUCCCAGGCUCACUGGAUGAUGUAUGUACACUUUGCCUGGAAUAUGGAGGAGCAAAAGCUGGUGCCUUUCAACACCAUGGGCAGAUCUACUGCAACACAAGGUCAUCAGGCUGGGCCACAAGCUGCUGAUCGGGUAUGGGAAACCGUGUGACCAGAGGCUGGGCAUCAAACGUGGCAGCAAGUGGAAGAACCAGUACCCAGCAAGAAGAGCAGAUGCAAAGCCAGAAAUCCAUCCUGUGCCUGGUGCUCUCUGCCCUGCUCCAGUAGAAAGUUCCUCAGGCAACAUGUGGAACAGAUCACCACUCUCAGAUCUGCCCAGGAACAGCUUCAAGAAAAGCCCUCCAGCCAGGGAGUCACUGUCCAGUGGCAAGAACAUUCUGAUCCACACAGCUGGAAUGACAAAGAGGGGGUCAAGUUUCAAAGAAGACACAAAGAGGCAUGGAAAUAGGCAAAAGCAAGGGAGACUCCCAGGUCCUUUUCUAGGUCACCCUAUAUAUAAGCAGGGAAUUGGGAGGUGAGGGAGUGGUGGGUGAAGAGCUUAGAAGAGGCCAAGAAGUGGAGCCAGAGGCACAGGUCAAUUGUGCAUGGGGAAAGAACACGUUACAACUGCAAGUGUCAAGAAUGGAGAAUGGGCUGGGCAUGGUGGCGCACACCUGUAAU
Molecule: messenger RNA, 1245 nt
Organism: Fukomys damarensis (Damara mole-rat)
Lineage: Eukaryota; Metazoa; Chordata; Mammalia; Rodentia; Bathyergidae
Product: probable histone-lysine N-methyltransferase PRDM7
Exons: 2
Coding region: 130-501 (123 amino acids)
Source: RefSeq, a predicted model, not a curated record